Molecule: messenger RNA, 765 nt
Organism: Cyclocybe aegerita
Lineage: Eukaryota; Fungi; Basidiomycota; Agaricomycetes; Agaricales; Hemipholiotaceae
Source: the annotation of a GenBank genome assembly
AUGAUGAAAGAAGAGGGUGAGUGGGAACAAGUGACGUCACCGGCACUGCAGCACACCCCCGCAUUCGGAAGCUGGAUUGGUCGACAGACGGCCAUCGCACUCUCGGAAGCAGGAUGGAAAGUUGUCUUGACAGCUCGUCGCUUAGACAUGUUGAAGGAAACGGCAGCGUUAUGCAAGAACGAGACUCUCAUACUCGCAGGUAACGUCCUCGAUGAAGAAUUUGUAGUGGACCUGUUCCGUAUUGCGGUAUCACAUUUCGGUCGACUGGACCUCUUGUUCAAUAACGCAGGGAUUUCGGCAAAGCCAAUUCCAAUCGAGACAAUGUCCCUUCAGACUUUCAAGAACGUUAUCGACGUCAAUCUUGUUGGAUCUUUCCUCGCCACUCGGGAAGCGUUUAAAAUCUUCAAGUCGCAAGAACCUCAAGGCGGGAAAAUAAUAAACAAUGGCUCACUCUCUGCGCAUGUCCCAAGACCGAAUUCGUUCCCCUAUACAUGCUCGAAGCACGCAAUUACUGGCCUGACGAGAUCCACCGCUCUCGAUGGUCGGCCUUUCAGCAUAACCUGCACACAGAUUGACAUAGGAAACGCGCUCACGGACAUGUCACGUGGGAGCACGGUUGGGGCUCUUCAACCGGAUGGCUGCAUACUAGAGGAGCCUACUUUCGACGCCAAGCAUGUAGGCAGCACAAUUGUCCAUAUUGCGAGUCUGCCUCCCGAUGUUGCGAUGCUUCAAGUCAAUAUCAUGUACGGAAUUCCUCAACUUUAA